Messenger RNA from Talaromyces atroroseus, 1314 nucleotides. RefSeq lists its product as hypothetical. The record is from RefSeq and is a predicted model, not a curated record. The transcript has 3 exons. Lineage: Eukaryota; Fungi; Ascomycota; Eurotiomycetes; Eurotiales; Trichocomaceae. Bases 1 to 1314 code for a protein of 437 amino acids.
AUGGCGCAAAGCCUCUACAUCGCAUCUCCACCGCAAGUCCCAGUCAAGUCCGAACCGAAACCAAUUGAUACGCCCAAUUCGAAAGCGAGGUCACAGAGUCUGGCAGGCCCAUCACAUUGUUCGACAAGCUUUCGCACUGGUCAUUUGAACCUUAACACCUUUUCACCAGUCAAUGAAUAUGGAAGUUUUGAGUUUGACCGCGUCCUGAAACGAGGAAAGGUAUUCGGCAAGAUCAAAAGCCGGCAUGCCUUCAAAGCGUCGUGGAAACCCUGCUACCUAGUUCUCCGGCCGAACCUUCUUUCCGUCUACAAGGAUGAAGACGAAGCGAGUCUGCUGCUGUCCGUCAGCCUCUCGGAUGUUGCUGCCGUUGCCCCAGUCCAUUCUGCGCGAUCGACACGUGAACAUGUCUGGGGCAUCUUCUCGCCGUCGCAGAACUAUCGUUUUCAGUCCGCAUCCGAGCAAGAUGCAAAGAGUUGGAUUGACCGUAUUCGCUCGGAGGUGCACACCGACGAGGAAGAAGAGGCUAUAGUCGCGGAAUCGAGGACGAAGCCCUGGUCCGCUACCGUCUAUACUAGCGACGGCGAGGACCAUAAUGCAAUCAUAAUAGCGAGCGAACACUCGGAUAUUGGCGAAAAUGAACAUACAGUCAUGUCGAGCUCGCCUGAACCCUCACAAUCAUUGUCAACGGCAUCCCGUGGCCGAAAUUUGCCUUUUGCACAAGAAUAUUCCGGUAACGAAUUGACGGAAUACUCGGAUUUUUCUGAUGGACCAGGUAGCAGCUCACGACCGCAGCGACAUCAAGGCCGUAUACCCAGCGGCGGAUAUGACCACCAACAGCCCAAGCGUCCCUCUUUUGCCCGCGAGCAUACUGUGUCAGGGCCACUUGGCGACCCUGACCGUGUCAUCUGUGAUGGCUAUCUACAAUGUCUACGCAGCAAAGGAGGAGUUAGACAGUGGAAAAAGCUUUGGGUUGUACUACGGCCAGUCAGCCUCGCAUUCUACAAAGAUGAAAGAGAAUACUGCGCCAGCCGAAUCAUCCCAAUGUCCCAAGUAAUCAACGCUGGAGAAAUAGAUCCCAUCUCACGAUCGAAAAACUUCUGUCUCCAAAUCAUCACAGAAGACAGACCAACAUAUAGAUUUUGUGCGCCAGACGAAGAGUCUCUUGCGAAAUGGCUCGGUGCGCUGAAGAGUGUUGUUAUCGGGCGAAAGAAAGCAAUUGAGAUGAAAAAGGCAACUUUUGGUGGCAAUGCUUCAUCUGCACCUCCGGCACCUACGAUAAUCACGUCUCCUGAACCGUUUCAGCCUUUGCGGUGA